Molecule: messenger RNA, 1395 nt
Organism: Clavispora lusitaniae ATCC 42720
Lineage: Eukaryota; Fungi; Ascomycota; Pichiomycetes; Serinales; Metschnikowiaceae
Gene: ALG1
Product: chitobiosyldiphosphodolichol beta-1,4 mannosyltransferase
Cellular component (GO): endoplasmic reticulum
Molecular function (GO): mannosyltransferase activity
Source: RefSeq, a predicted model, not a curated record
AUGUUUGAAAACUUCGAAAGAAUUGAGGCAUUCGAUGAUAGCCUUAAACGAGGGUCGUGGCUCUGGUGGCUCGUCGGAUUUUAUCUUACACUUCCAAUCACAGUGUACAUCAUACUACCUUUCUUGACAUACAAGGGGAGCGCAGGCAAAAGGAAAACGAUAUCUAUUCUUGUAUUGGGCGAUGUCGGUCACUCACCUCGCAUGUGCUACCAUGCCCGUUCUUUUUCCGAACUUGAUUACAAUGUGAACUUGUGCGGUUAUGUUGAGACUGAACCACCCACUGCUGUGAUUGACGAUAUCAACAUUGAGAUCCAUCCUAUUCAUGCCAUUCAAAACACGAUGGAACUACCAUACUUAGCCUUUGCUGUCCAAAAAGUCCUCAUGCAAUUGGUUCAGUUAGGAAGACUCUUGUUCGAGCUUCGGGGAAGCCACUACUUCAUGAUACAGAACCCCCCCUCAUUGCCUCUCUUAUUACUCGUCGUCGUGUUUAUCAAACUUUUCAGCCGGAAUUCCUUGCUCAUAAUUGACUGGCACAAUUUGAAUUAUACGAUACUCAAUCUAAAGUUCAAAAAUAUGAGCCAUCCCAUGGUUCGCUUGUUACGUUUGUACGAGAAGUAUUUGGGACGAUGUGCUUGGCUAAACCUCACCGUGACAAACCAGAUGAAACAAUUUCUCGUCACAGAAUUUCAACUCAACCCGAAAAAGAUUAUUGUACUUCACGAUCGUCCAGCACGCCAGUUUGUUCCAUUGAUCGACGGUAAUAAUGAAAAGCAGGAGAUCUUGCUGAACCAUGAACUAUUCCAAGGUAUUAAAAACAUCCAAGAUUACAGGAUUAUUGUAUCUGCUACGUCUUUUACUCCGGAUGAGGACUUCGAGAUUCUCUUGAGGGCAUUGAAAACUUAUGACGACAAUAAGAGCAAUAUCGCACCCUUGUUGCUUAUAAUCACCGGAAAAGGACCUUUAAAACAGAUGUUUCUUGACAGGGUUGACUCCUUGAACUUUCUGCCAAAAGUGAUUGUAAAAACUGCGUGGCUUUCGCUGGAGGAUUAUCCAAAGAUUCUUUCGUUGGCCGAUUUAGCGGUUUCUUUACAUACAUCACUGAGUGGUAUAGAUCUUCCAAUGAAGAUUGUGGACUUCUUUGGGGUUGGUGUUCCUGUGAUAACGUUGGAUUUUCCAGCGAUUGGCGAGUUGGUGAAAGAUCAGGUGAACGGAAUGGUGACACAUACAACUGAAAAAUCUGACGAGGCGGAUCAAAUGUACAAAUUAAUUACUAAAGCGAUGUCGGAUCCCCAACUUUUAUCCACGCUCAAGGAGAAUGCGAUUGAAGAGAGCAAGAACACAUGGGACAUCAACUGGAGAACACACUUGGAAAAAGUAUUCUACUACGGUGAUUAA